CCUGCAAUUCUAGCUUACGUGUAUUUAAUGCGUGGGUAAAGAGAGUGAGAGAACAUUUCUCUUUUAGGAGCUGCUUCUGGAUUUCGAAAGAGGGAAUCAUUUCUCAGCUAGUAACAUGGCGUCAAACAACAGCUUCACAAGACUCUGGGUUUUUCAGCUUCAUUCCUUUCAAUCCACCCUCUCCAACACUGCUCCUUUGCUUCUCCCCUCUCAUCUGUUUAACACAGAUGUCCUUCACCCAGGCCUCAUCUUCCCACUCAUCCCUACUUUCCAUUACUCCUCCUUUCCACUUGGCCCUCUCCCUUUCCACCAUCCUCUGCCCACAUGUUUGUGUCUCAUAUCCUGGGUUCUUCUUCAUCUCCCUCUCCUGGUUCUCACCCUGACUCCCUUUCCUGCCUUUUCAGAGGAGCAUGUGAUCAUCCAGGCUGAGUUCUAUCUGACCCCUGACCCAACGGGCGAGUACAUGUUUGACUUUGAUGGUGAUGAGAUUUUUCACGUGGAUAUGGAAAAGAAAGAGACUGUCUGGAGGCUUGAAGAAUUUGGACGUUUUGCCACCUUUGAGGCUCAGGGUGCAUUGGCCAAUAUAGCUGUGGACAAAGCCAACCUGGAAAUCAUGAUAAAGCGCUCCAACCACACCCCAGACACCAGUGUACCUCCCGAGGUGACUGUGCUCCCAAACAAGCCUGUGGAACUGGGAGAACCCAAUAUCCUCAUCUGUUUCAUCGACAAGUUCUCCCCACCAGUGGUCAAUGUCACGUGGCUUCAAAAUGGAAAACCUGUCACUGUCGGAGUGUCAGAGACAGUCUUCCUGCCCAGGGAAGACCAGCUUUUCCGCAAGUUCCACUAUCUCCCCUUCUUGCCCUCAACUGAGGAUGUUUAUGACUGCAAGGUGGAGCACUGGGGUUUGGAUGAACCUCUUCUAAAGCACUGGGAGUUUGAAGCACCAACUCCCCUCCCAGAGACAACAGAGAAUGUGGUGUGUGCCCUGGGCCUGGUUGUGGGUCUGGUGGGAAUCAUUGUUGGGACCAUCUUCAUCAUCAAGGGUGUGCGCAAAGGCAAUGUUGUUGAACACCGAGGGCCUCUGUGAGGCACUUGCAGGUAAUGGACUUUCUUAGAGAGAAGAUCAAUGAAGAAACUUCUGCUUCAAUAGCUUUACGAACCCGGCAAUACUCCAUUUGUUCACUUCAGCGAAGACAACAAUUCUUCAGCACUUUCCAGCCCUUUAGCUACUCUAAGAAUGUUGAUUUCUUCCCAAUCUCUCCAUACGCUAAUAGCUAGUUAUUCCUUGUCAAUUGUCCCUUCUUAUUUUUGUUUCCCUUCCAUUUCCUACUAUCUUUUUAUUAUUACCAUGUAAUGCCUCUGUAAUAGACCCCACAGAAUUCUUCCUCCAUUAUGGAACCUUUUGAACAUUCUACAGGGGUGUCUUCUGUAUACUUAUUGCUUGAGCCUUCUUCAAACUGUGAUUGUGAUUUUUCUAAAUACAAUAAACUACUGAGUGGGUCUUAGA
Messenger RNA from Ceratotherium simum simum (southern white rhinoceros), 1507 nucleotides. NCBI's taxonomy places the organism in Eukaryota, Metazoa, Chordata, Mammalia, Perissodactyla, Rhinocerotidae. The record is from RefSeq and is a predicted model, not a curated record.